Messenger RNA from Anopheles nili, 4637 nucleotides. Its product is annotated as longitudinals lacking protein-like. Bases 656 to 4210 code for a protein of 1184 amino acids. Gene Ontology annotation, biological process: regulation of transcription by RNA polymerase II. NCBI's taxonomy places the organism in Eukaryota, Metazoa, Arthropoda, Insecta, Diptera, Culicidae. Gene Ontology annotation, molecular function: protein binding. The record is from RefSeq and is a predicted model, not a curated record. The transcript is spliced from 8 exons. Gene Ontology annotation, cellular component: nucleus.
GAAGCACCCUAUAAAAGAGCGAGAGCAGGCUAGGGUUUAGUGGCUGUGUUGUAUACCGCGUAGUGGUGUACCCCGAAGCUCUUUCUCGCUCCGGCCUUGUGUCUGGUUCUCUCGCUUUUUGCUCUCACGUUUUCCGCCAUCCCAGUCGGUCGAGAGAGGCUUAAACACAGAGUGUGAGAGUACGUGCGUUUAGGCGCGCGUGAGUGAGAGGGAAAGCCUUCGAUUUCAAGCUGUUAGGGAGAGUGUUCGACGCUGAUCUCGCGACAGGCUUUCAGUUGCCAUCUACGCGUCGUUGAGAACGUGUCGCUUGGCUCGUGGUCGUGGCCUCCAAGGCGGCGUGUGAAGUGAGGCGCCCAUAUAUAGAAAAAAAGAAAAGAAAAAACACAACACAACCGUAGGUAGCAGCGCGAGCGCAAAACAGAACGACGAGGAGAUUGUGUGUGUAUGUGUGUGUUUUUGUAGAGUACGAGCAAGAGAGUUAGCUUAGUGCCAAAAGAUUGUUGGAGUACAUUCGUUUGAUGGAAGCGCACGCAACGGCCAAGCGAUCGUAUGCGAUAUUAACCGUGUGAGAAUCGACAGAAAUAAGCAAGAAAAGCAAAAUAAGCACAUAACGUAGUACACAAACUCAGUCCACGGGUGGAAUCAGGCUCACACCAUGGACGAUGAUCAGCAGUUCUGUCUUCGAUGGAACAAUCACCAGAGUACACUUAUUUCGGUGUUCGACACACUGUUGGAGAAUGGCACCCUGGUGGAUUGUACAUUGGCGGCUGAAGGGAAAUUCUUGAAAGCACACAAAGUUGUUCUUUCGGCAUGCAGCCCCUACUUUGCGACCUUACUCUCCCAACAAUACGACAAACAUCCGAUCUUUAUACUCAAAGAUGUGAAAUUUCAAGAACUGCGCGCCAUGAUGGACUACAUGUAUCGUGGCGAAGUAAACAUCUCCCAGGACCAGCUUGCUGCCCUACUGAAGGCGGCUGAAUCACUGCAAAUCAAGGGACUUUCCGAUAAUCGCAGUAAUUCUUCGUCUUCGGCUGCUGCCGCAGCUGCAGCCGCGGGAGGAGGCGUUCAUCAACAGCAGCAGCAAAAGCUAAGUGAUGCUUCCGCCACAAAAUCGCUACAGCCUCCCGUACCUGCAAGCAAGGCAUCAGGUCUGACGAUUGAAAAUAAAAGGCCUUUGAAGUCGGAAUUACUUGAGUCGGAUGUGUCCGGUUCGCGGGAAGGUUCAACUAGUCCCACUGCGCGGAAGCGUAAAAAAGUCCGUAGACGAAGCGUAGAUACAAAUAAUCUACUAAUCGAUAAUCAUGACCAGCAUUCUAACUCCUCAUCACAUUCAAUCCACACCGCCACGGGUGCGAACACGAGUGCCGCUGUUGUGGGUGGCGCUUCAGGUGUCACCGCCAACGCUGCCGCAUCAGCUUUGUCCUCGUCAUCCACGGCCGCUGCAGGCGUUAACAGCAGCGCCAAUGUGCUCUCGGUCGCCGCUGUGGCCGCUGCCGCUGCACUCAAAAAGACUGAAACCGUUCAACAGGCUGCCGCCGAAACGCUGAAGCUGCAGAAGCAACAGGCAGCAGCGGUCGCAGCUGCAGCAGCCGCUGCCCAGUCCUCCGACGAUGAUGAACGGUGUGGACCAGGCAGUGUGGCCACCGGCACUGAACACGACGACGGAAAUGAGCUUACGGAUAACGAACAUGAUGGUGACGGUGCUUCAUCGGUGAAAUCGGGUUCACGUCAUCAUCACCUGCGGGAUGGCGGUAGACGAGGCAAAACUUCCACUUCGUCCGUUGGUGAACUCAUGAUCGAACCGAAAAGCGAAUAUGAAGACGUACAGGAUGAAAAUGUUGAGGAUUUGACUAUGGACGAUGAAGAUCUAAUGGACGAACUGGACCAACCCGGACCGAGCCACGGUGGCGAUGUAUCUAGUCAAGGGUAUGCACAAUGGCCGAUGGAACGUGAGCAGAACGAAGCGUUUAUUGCCGCUCAAGACGCCGUCGGUGGACAACAUCGAGACGCACAAGGCAGACGCAAGUUAGUGAUUUUGUCAAAGAGAGUUGCCGAAGCUAGCAGUUCCUCUGGAGAUCCGGGCAGCUUGAUGGCGUUAGCUGGCGCAAGCCCUCUUACCGGUGGCAAAAAAAUAAAAACUAUUACAGUUACUACUUCUGAACCGGCUCUGUGGGUGGAUGAAAAUGAAAUUCCCAUUAUCACUACUAAUCAGGGCAUUCGAUUACGGCAAACUGAACGACAACAACAGAGCGCAAUGAUUGCUGGCAAUGUAGAGUGUGAUUUUAACGGAUCGAGCUCCGUUACCGCCACAACUACGGCCAUAGCAACACCAUUGACCGAACAAAGUAAUGAUGUUGGAUCUGGUUCGCUUAUCACACAUGCUACACCUGUUGUUCUGAAUGACUGUUUACUUGAGAGCAAAAACAUAGUAGUAACGAAGAAGGACAACAACUAUAUUUUAUUCACUGCCGAUCCUGAUGCAUCACCGGAACCACCGGUGAGUGCGGGAACCACGGUGAUGCUACCCAUGCGUAGUGCUACUUUGGUUGCCACCGGCGGUGCAUCCACGUCGAUUGGUAACACGACGACCAUCGCCACCAUAAUCGACGAGAUGCGGAUAGAAGAUCUGUUGAAGAAGGAAAAGAUUAUAAAACAGACGGAGCUGCACCCCGAUGGCACAACGGCAACGACGUACAUAUUCGAUGAGUGCGAUAUCCUGCCCAUCAAAACGGGAACGAGUACUGUAGCCAAAGGAAAUGUCGCACUGUCGUCUGGAACGGCCAGCACGGGAAUGGUUGGGAAGAGAGUAACAAGCGGCAAUGUAUUAACCCCGCCUACCGCUGUAUCGGGAGCAUCACCAAUCAGCAGCUCUGCAGGCUCGCUUAUAACGUCUGUUUCAAUUCAAAAGCCGGAUAAUUUUCCCAACGAACUUGUUGUUCCGUCAUUGCCUAAAAAUGAUGGAAGUUCUCGAAAACUAACUCACGCUACGAUCAGUGCUCCAGCCAAAACAUUUGGUCAUCCCCGAAUAAAAUAUUCCCGAGCAAAAAAUCCGUAUAACAUUACGGGAAAUACCGCCAUGACGUCCUCCACGAUAACGAUGCCGAUUUUGACGAUCCCAACCGUAACACCUUCCAUCGGUAGCUCCAUCACUACUUCUUCGAUGCAAUUGCAAGAAGUUUCACAGCAGUUAGCACCUCAACCGUCGGCAACAGUUGCUGGGACUGAGCGUCAGCUUUUGAAUUUCUCGUUAUCGCGAAAAUUGGGCCCUGCUGGGCAGCAACCGCUCCAGCAUGUCACGAUCACUGGCACAAGUGUUGGAGCACCUGGCCUAACGGCGAUCAAUGCAUCAGCCAUCCAGCAAAUUCCGAUCGCGACAGCGAUAGGUGGUACGCGUGGUACUUCUAUCACCACACGGUAUUCGGUUAAUGAAUAUGAAACUUCCGGUUCGAAUACAUCUCAGAGUGCAGACUUUCCGCAGGGGAUGAUCGACGACCUUGAUUAUUCCGUAAUCGAGGAUAUUGAUCUGUCAGAUGGUGUAGCUACAAACUUCAGCAAUGUUGUAGCAGCUGCGGCAGCAGCAGCUGGUACUACCUUAGCUGGUUCUGGUCAGCAGCAGCAGCAACAGCAGCAACAACAGCAAACGACAGUGGCACUCGUAGCAGCGAGCAAAGUUUCGUCAGACGUGGACAACAACGGAUCUCAGAGCGACGAUGAUGAUGGCGACCAGGAUAUGGACGAAGGAGGCGACGAUGGAAGCGGUGAACCUGAUGAUGACGAACAACACAUCGCGAAGUACAACACAAAGCUGUUGUCAAAGAUGAAGAAGGAAGGAGUAGGUGGCCAAACUGGAGGAUCAAAAUUAUUGAAUGCUUCUAUGGGUGAUAGCAAGUUUGCGUUGCUAGCAAACCCGAACAUCAUGCAAAAAUUUGAGUAUACGGUCAAUGAAUCGACGGUGGUAAGUGAUACUGACGAUGGAGAGGUUCGUCAAUAUGUGUGCCGGCAUUGCGGCAAGCGAUAUCGCUGGAAGUCGACAUUGCGACGCCACGAGAAUGUCGAAUGUGGUGGCAAAGAGGCCUCUCAUCAGUGUCCGUAUUGCAGCUACAAGGCCAAACAGAGAGGAAAUCUCGGAGUGCACAUACGCAAGCAUCAUGCCGAAAUGCCACAGCUUGAAAGUCGCCGCCGCUCGAAUAAAUCCCGUCAUUCUAUUUAACUUCCUAAUUAAUUCCUUUUAUGUAGCCUUCCUUCUGUUCUAAGUUUUCCACCACCAUGUUUUAUUCAUAAAGGUGGUAUGUGGAUGUGUUUGCAAUGCAUUCGCCGAAGCAAUGUAGUGAUUGAAAUUAUGAGCUCCAGUGGAUCAUUUUUAUCUAUAAUAUGAAGUCCCACUCAAACGUGUAGCCAGGCUUAGUACUACUAUAUUUGAUUAUUUUAUUUCAUUUAGCUUAAAACAAAGUUUAAAUGUAUCUUUUGUGUCAUUUUCAAAUUUCUGUAUGAUUACUAAUGAUCUUGGAAGAAAUGCUAACUUUAUCUGUUGAAAGGGGUCCUAAAAUCCUAUAAAUAUAGAACAGCUAGUUAUUCUCAGUGAAUAUAAUUUUAAAAUUUUAACAACAUUGACGGGAAUUAAUAUUUUUUUUGUGAUU